Gigantopelta aegis is the source of this 800-nucleotide messenger RNA. Its product is annotated as 39S ribosomal protein L50, mitochondrial-like. NCBI's taxonomy places the organism in Eukaryota, Metazoa, Mollusca, Gastropoda, Neomphalida, Peltospiridae. Bases 71 to 703 code for a protein of 210 amino acids. The transcript is spliced from 4 exons. Gene Ontology annotation, cellular component: mitochondrial large ribosomal subunit; mitochondrion. The record is from RefSeq and is a predicted model, not a curated record.
CUCUUGUUGCUAAUUUGUUUGACAUUCCAAUGUCGUUGAAUUACUUAUGUAUGUAUCUUAAUAUUCCAGUAUGUCUGCGCCCAUGUUCUCGUCUUUGAAACGUGUGGUUCCUUCAAAUUUCUUGUCAAACAAAUUUAUUCUUCAUGGAAGUCAGUAUCCAUGCAGAACAGCAUUCUUUUGGCAAAAGAAGAAAGAGGAGAAGGUUCCCACAGAGAUUAGAAAACCACUGACAAAGAUUGAUGGACCAACAACCGUGGACCGACUCCAAUCUCUGAAGAAACAAACGUCUGUCUGCACAGUACGAGGAUACAAACCUCCCACCGACCUGCUGGAGAGAAUGGAGCGGAUAACGUGUGAGUUGUGUGGAGAUGUUGGGGACUGGACAGCGGUGUCCCUCGGUGAUGACAGGAGACUGAAGUUUAAGCUUCUGACAAGAUUCAUCAAAGAGUUUGACCAUGACAUCCCCAGCUGUGAACUUCAUGACAUGCACAGCGUUGGUGACGCCAUCACCUUCUUCACAACGGAGGUGCGAGACACGUCGACCUACGAAGACCUAUCCAAACUGGACCUGCCCAAGAACCUGCACAUACAGUUGAAACACCUGUCGUUUGACCCCGAGACGGACACCAUGUUCGGUGGAGUGUCAGCGUUUGAUCAAAAGACUCUCAAAAGUAGAUCCAGAUUUAGAGAGAGUGAUAGCUGAUAACCCAAGUUGUAGCUCAGUCUUAUUUGUGAUUUGUGGUAUUUGUGAUAACCUCUGCUUUAUGAUGGACGUUUUGUCAAUAAAUAAUAGACUUGUA